Messenger RNA from Lotus japonicus, 1563 nucleotides. RefSeq names its product serine/threonine-protein kinase SAPK2-like. The coding region runs from base 137 to 1168 and encodes 343 amino acids. Gene Ontology annotation, biological process: intracellular signal transduction; protein phosphorylation. The transcript is spliced from 9 exons. Gene Ontology annotation, molecular function: protein serine/threonine kinase activity; ATP binding. Lineage: Eukaryota; Viridiplantae; Streptophyta; Magnoliopsida; Fabales; Fabaceae. The record is from RefSeq and is a predicted model, not a curated record.
GGCACAUAGAAAUAGAAAGAGAAGAAGAUUGCUCAAUUCCCUAGCCAUCUCAUACACACUUCAAAUUAACACAAAAGUUUGUCCUUAUUGAUGUUGCUAAGCUAUACUUAUAGAGUUGAAGCUAGCAAACUUAACCAUGGAAGAACGGUAUGAGAUCAUCAAAGAUAUUGGGUCAGGAAACUUUGGUGUGGCAAAACUGGUAAGGGAGAAAUGGAGUGGUGAGUUAUAUGCUGUCAAGUUCAUCGAGAGAGGCUUCAAGAUUGAUGAGCACGUGCAAAGGGAGAUCAUAAAUCAUAGGUCCUUGAAGCAUCCCAACAUCGUUAGAUUUAAAGAGGUGUUAAUUACUCCAACUCAUUUAGCAAUUGUGAUGGAAUAUGCUGCAGGGGGAGAACUAUUUGAAAGAAUAUGCAGUGCUGGUAGAUUCAGUGAGGACGAGGCAAGAUAUUUCUUCCAGCAAUUGAUUUCUGGUGUCAGCUAUUGCCAUUCAAUGGAAAUUUGCCAUAGAGAUCUUAAGUUGGAAAACACACUUUUAGAUGGAAGCUCAGCACCCAGGCUCAAAAUCUGUGACUUUGGUUACUCAAAGUCAUCUGUUCUGCACUCUCAGCCAAAAUCUACAGUAGGAACCCCUGCAUAUAUUGCACCUGAGGUCCUAUCAAGAAGAGAAUAUGAUGGCAAGGUAGCAGAUGUUUGGUCUUGUGGGGUGACUUUAUAUGUGAUGCUGGUUGGCGCUUAUCCUUUUGAAGAUCCAGAAGAACCAAGAAACUUCAGAAAGACACUUCAGCGUAUUCUUAGUGUCCACUAUUCUAUUCCAGACUAUGUUCGCAUCACUCAAGAAUGCAGACAUCUCUUAUCUCGAAUAUUUGUAGCCAACCCUGAGAAGAGAAUCACAAUACCAGAGAUUAAGAUGCACCCUUGGUUCCUAAAGAACUUGCCAAUAGAAUUUAUGGAGGAGGGUGUAGGUGGGUUGCAAAAUGAUGAUGUUAAUGAUGAUUCAUGUCAGAUGAUUGAAGAAAUAUUGUCCAUAAUUCAAGAGGCCCGGAAGCCAGGUGAGGGCCCAAAAGUUGGUGGGCAGUUUGUUGGUGGAAGCAUGGAUCUUGAUGAUAUGGAUGCAGAUGAUGCUGACAUCGAUGACAUUGAUACAAGCGGUGAUUUUGUCUGUGCAUUGUGAUUGUGUGUAUCACACUUUGUGAAUGCUGACCAAUUCCCUCAAAAGCAGUUUAAGAUAAGAUAUUCCUCUUUACCUUUAAUAGGGGAAUCAAACAAAAGCUCUCUUCAUGGGUUUUGAUUGGAAUACUUGUCUUCUUCUAGUGACUAGUAUCGGUUUUAGGGUGGGAAAUUUCAUAAACACUUUGAUAAAGAAGCUGCAAAGUGUAACUUGUGAAGUUAUUGUGUUGUGCUUUGCAUUAUGCCUAACCACCAAUCCAGACAUGUUAUUCAUCUAUGCUUGAAUGGGAAUAUGGGGAUGUUACUGAUUUCUUGCUAUGCUUUUUCUUCUUGUAUGUGUGUAAAGUUUCUGUUUUGCACGAUCUCCACUUUUCUGGUUUUAAUGAAAAAUAUUUGUGA